Molecule: messenger RNA, 1842 nt
Organism: Serendipita indica DSM 11827
Lineage: Eukaryota; Fungi; Basidiomycota; Agaricomycetes; Sebacinales; Serendipitaceae
Source: the annotation of a GenBank genome assembly
AUGCCCCGCGAAGACAGUGAAGGAAGCAGCGGCGGGUCCAUCACCUCCGAUGAGGAAGAAGUUCCAACACACAUGGCCGUCGCGUCAGAGGCAGCGUCUGCAACAGUCGCCGGUACCGUUCGUGGUAGUCCAGCUCUUCAGAAACUCCGUAGUAGCGUCAACAAGCUACGGCAUAUUCGGGAACGUUGCGAGAUUGAGAUUAUUGACUACAGCGCGAGCAACUAUGUCAUUAACCAAUAUAACAACGAGGAAUUUGUCAAUCUCAUGCAGUCUACGGGUGGAACGCGCCCCGGAUGGGCCAAAGUCCGGUGGAUUAACAUUGGCGGUACAAGCUGGGAUGUUCUUUCCAAGCUCGCAAUUGCAUACAAGCUUCAUCCACUCACAUUGGAGAACAUUGUCGCCGGCAUGCCAACGUCCCGCAGCAGAGCCGAUUAUUAUACCAACCAUCUUUUCUUGCACGUCAUGUGCCAAAGCCUAGAAGAAAAGGAGAGUUCUGCUUCUCCUCUGGUUCGCAUAUCCAAUCCAGCUCGGAGUCGCUCGCCCGCUCAGAUGAAUCACCAUGAGCACACGCACGGAGGUGCAGCUGAAAAGGCGCCAUCACUUCGCCGACGUAAAGGCGUAGCGCCAGCACCAGAUAUUGAAAUGGGUAGACCUCAACCCAGGAAGGAGAAAAAGCGCAAGUCGCGCAUGACGACCCUAGACAUUCGCAAUCAGAAGAAUGAGAGUCUCAAGCGCGCAGAAGAACUCAACGAGGCCCUUCGAGAUACCAUGUUCACCGUCAAGGUGACGACCAAGAGUCUAUUCUUGUACCUUCUACGGGAUGGAACGGUCAUCUCUGUCCAUCAAGCUGACAGAGGCUUUGGCGACCCGAUUUAUCGACGAUUGCAGUCACCGACCACGGUUCUGCGAGCAUCCAGCGACCCUUCGAUGCUUUUGGAGGCACUUUUGGAUCUGGUCGUCGACCGUGCGCUGGACAUUGUGGAUCGGUACCAUGAAAACAUUCUGGCCGUCGAGAGGAGCAUCCUGCUCAACCCCAAGAUGGUUGCAAUUCGUCAACUUCACUUUUUCUCGCGCGACCUGACGGCCCGCCGACGUGAGCUGGACCCAGUCAAGACGCUCAUCUAUGGUUUGCGCCGUUAUGACAAGGAGCGCUGUGCUGCCGUCGCCGAGUCUGCUGGCAUUCUUGUCGAGGGCGAGGCGGUCCAAGGCUUCCUUAGCCACAAGGCCAAAAUCUAUCUCGCGGAUGUCCACGAACACUGCGAAUGGAUAUUGACCUCAUUUGAGAUGCAAGCUGACAUAGCAGAGAAUCUCAUCAACUACACAUUCAAUACCAUUGCAUACGAGACGAACAAUACGAUGCGCACGCUUACACUGGCCACGAUCAUCUUCCUGCCGCUUACGUUUUUGUCUGGGUACUUUGGAAUGAAUUUCGAAGUCUUUGGCGGAAUCCAGCAUUCAGAUGCAUACUUCUGGGAGAUUGCGGCACCGGUGUUUGUGGCGACGGUCAUCAUCUUCCUAUGGCACGAUUUGCGAAGGAUGUGGCAUUUCCUCAAGAAGAAGACGUUCUUGCAUCGAUUCGUACGUACUCGCCUCCUGCGCUGGUUUUCGAGUGUUCACCCCAAAAUCUCUUCGACCCAUUCAUUUGCUGCGCAUAACAUUCAUAUGGAAAACUCGCUUCUUCGACAUUUGACAUGGUUUGCAAACGACGAAUAUAAACAUCUGUAUUCGCCACCCACUCAACGGCAUGUUGUGGCAUCGGAUGCACCCUUCGAACCCCUGGUUGCGUCACGCCUCGCAUUUGGUGCUACAGGACAGCAAGAAGUAGGCGUGUCCAAUGCGUAG